Molecule: messenger RNA, 1311 nt
Organism: Colletotrichum gloeosporioides
Lineage: Eukaryota; Fungi; Ascomycota; Sordariomycetes; Glomerellales; Glomerellaceae
Product: Acetyltransferase pyr8
Exons: 2
Coding region: 1-1311 (436 amino acids)
Biological process (GO): lipid metabolic process
Source: RefSeq, a predicted model, not a curated record
AUGAUGGCGCCUUCCAACCGAGAACUCCCGGCCAUCAGCUGCGCGAAGGCGGCACUCCUCCUUCUCGGCGUUUGCGUCCCUUCGGCGGCAAUCCUCAUUUCGAUGCCAAAAUCAGGCCCUGGCUCCGUGAUAAGAUACGCUUGGAUUGCGGUCGUCCCCUUCAUCGCCAGACGGUUACUCGAGCAGUUAUCCGGCGCAACGACAAGUCUUGUUCUGAACAGCGUUUUUAUUGGACAACUGUGUCUUGUCAUUCUGCAAUGCUGCAAUUUCCUGGUGCUCACGCGUCUCGAUGCCGGAGAUUUCAUGAAGGCGAACAUUUACAAGUCGUCGGAUGGGCUUGGUCGCAAACUUUACGGCGUCGUUGGGUUGAUGUUCAACUUGCGAGGCAUCGGCACGCCGUGGCAGAUCUCACGCAUCAACGCGUCUCCGCAGAGCCUUGACAAGCACAUAGAAAACGGCAAGCUGCGAAAGGGCCCGUGGGUUGUGCGACAGUUGCAAGUCCUCUUCUGGCAGUAUCUUUUUCUCGACUUCACGUAUCUCUCUUCUUUGGACACAUCGCCGGAAGAUGCAGAGAAGCUCUUUGGUACUGGUAAAGAGUUUCUGUAUAUCAACGCCAACGGGGAGCAAUGGGGAGCCCGUGUAGCGGUUGGCUUGAUUUCAUGGCUAGCGCCGGCCAGGGUAACUAUAGACAUUCUCUAUCGGGUUCUAUCAGUAGUUGCUGUCGUGAGUGGAAUGACAUCUCCGGAGGACUGGCCACCUCUCUUUGGAAGCAUCUGGGAUUCGUACACAAUCCGAGGCUUUUGGAGCAUCUUUUGGCACCAGCACUGCCGCUGGUUUCUCACAUCAGUCAGCAACUACCUCUGCCGAGACCUGUUGCGCCUUCCUCGACCCUCACGCCUGGAGCGUUACUUCAACAUCGCUUUGGUCUUCAUGGGUUCGGGUCUAGUCCACGUCAUGCUCGACAUGUUCUGCUGGCAGCCACCCCUUAAAGCACCAACACUGGCCUUCUUCGGCUCUUUUGCUGUGGCUAUCAUGCUUGAAGACGGGGUUCAGGAAGUGUGGCGCCGCAUUUCGGGUGCAGAAGAUUCUAAGAACGUUCCACUGUGGCAUAAGAUUGUAGGCUACAUUUGGGUUUCAACGUGGCUCACCGUCACCUCGCCAUGGUAUCUGUAUCAUGCUGUCCGGCAGCCUGUUGAUGUUAAGUGGCUGGUGCCGUUCAGUGUUCUUAAUAUGAUGGGGCCAGUUGCUGGGAACGUCUUGUUGUUUGGUGGCGGCCUCGUGCUGAAAUACACGAUUGGUGGUCAAAUUUAG